AUGACUGCCAAUAUCCCGGAGAUUGUGCUCCUCUGUCAAGACUCAGAAUUUAUCACCGCCUUUGAGGAAGCACUGAGGACAAUAUGGCCCAGCUUUACGCCUAAUAAAGUGAAGAUCACCAAAUUCAAUGAGCGCCUCAACAGCCUCCCUGCAUCGGUCAAAUUUGACCUCGUCGUCUCGCCAGCAAAUUCCUUUGGACGGCUAGAUGGGGCUUUCGACCACGCUAUCUCCAAAACGUUCAGCCCACAUGAGGAUUACCAUGCGCUGACCCGAGCCGCGCAGCAGGUAUUGUACGAAAAAUGGAGAGGUUUCGCCCCACCAGGUACAUGCACGCUGGUUGAAUUUCCUGAGCGUCUGAAAGGGAACCCACGGGGUUGCAGCUGGAUUGGGUUAUGUCCGACCAUGCGAGAACCACAAAACGUGAACUGGGACCGCGAGGUUGUCUACGAGUGCGUCUGGAGCUUGCUUUGCCAGGUAGAGGGGCAUAACCGUCACGAUCAACAGAAAAGAAUCAACACAAUUCUGAUGACCCCACUGGCUGCAGGGAUAGGAAGAGUGAGCAAGGAGCGCUGGUCAGCACAGACUGUGAUGGCUCUGAAACAUUAUGUUGAGGCUCUCGAGAACCCUGAUACAUGGAGUUCGUUACAGUGGGAUACGAUCGAAAAAGUGGACAAUGAGGUUUUCACUACUUGGAAAUAA
Messenger RNA from Penicillium macrosclerotiorum, 699 nucleotides. RefSeq lists its product as uncharacterized. The transcript has a single exon. NCBI's taxonomy places the organism in Eukaryota, Fungi, Ascomycota, Eurotiomycetes, Eurotiales, Aspergillaceae. The coding region runs from base 1 to 699 and encodes 232 amino acids. The record is from RefSeq and is a predicted model, not a curated record.